UUAUAAUAUACAAUAUACUAUAUCACAUAUUUUGUUGGUGCAAACACAUAUGAUUCUAUAUAUAUUUUAACCAUAUAUCGUUUUUUCAUACGGGAUACUUCGCCUGACUAACUUACCCCAUACUUUUUUCUAGAGAUUACAUAAAAAAAUUUUCUGUUGAAAAAUGGUCUUUAAUUUUUCCCAAUUUCCUGUGAAGGAAACUUAAUAUUUUUAAUAACAUCAGUGCUCAGUAAAUUAAAUUUUUUUAUAUAUACAAUUUUUCUGAUAGUUGGAAAAAUUUUCACGUGACCUCUGGCAUCUGACCAUUGACUUCACUGCUUGUGAUAUCAUCCCACUAGAUCGUACCCUCCUAGCAAUAAUUACUGGUACAAUCGCAACAUAUUUAGUAAUUGCGGUACAAUUCCGUGUCAGCUCGCCCUCUGAUUAACAACAUAAAAUUUUACCAAAGUAUUUUAAUUUCCUUGCAAAAGUUUUCUAAUCCUUAGUACUCCAAAUUCCUCCAGAUAAUUUAUGCGAGUGAAUAUUAUUGAUUUUAAUUUAUUGUAUGACUGCAGACAGGAAAUAGAAUAUAAUAGCUUCUAUAAUAAGCGGAGAAAAAAUAUAUAAUUGUCAAUAUACUAAUUGAGUCGUCUCUCUCAUUAUUGAGAUUAUCACCUCAAUAAAGCAAAUGAAAAUAAAUAAUCACGCAACAAAGGAAAAGCCAAGUAUUCAAUUGGAAUCCACUCUCGUGGUGACCAUCAGUACCAAUUGCGACUUAGUAAAGUGAACACUGUAUACAUAUUUUCAAAAUAAAAUAUGAAUCAAAUUUUACAACGUAUUAAAUUUAUUAAGUUUAACUUUAAAAAAUAUGGUUUAGUUUGUAAUCGAUGUAUAUUAUUUAUGUUACACAUUUGGUUCAAAUUACUUGGAUUGUCACCGUGGAAAAUGGACACUAACUUGCGGAUAAAUACAGAAAUUCGAAAUAAGGGACCCAGAUUUCAUUUUUCAUACGUCGGAUCUUGUUACAAUAUUUUAGUAUUUAUAUUUAUCGCUGGAUUUUCAAGUUAUUUGCUACGUAAUUUAUUGUCAAUUUUUAGUCAUUAUAACAGUUUUACACUCGAAAUGCUAUCAAUAUAUUUAACAUUUUUUUGGAUGCUGUGUACAAGUAUAAUACCACUUAUUUAUACUUUUCGGCAAAAUUUGUACAGAAAAGUUCUCAAUAAAUUUGAAAGUCUGGAUGAUAAAUUGAAUAAAUGUGCGGAUUCCAAAACGGAAAAUGACAACAUCAAUUAUUUAAUAUUUUCGAUCUAUGUCGUGAUAAUGUGUUGCAUGGUAAUAUUAAGACAAUUAUAUUUCAAGGCAUUAGUGAAUGUGAUGCUUGCAAGUUUUCCGGAUUUUAUAGUUAGUGGCUUAAUAGUACAAUACGCAAUGUUACUAAGCAUAGUAAAGAUACGAUUCAAAAACAUAAAUUCGAUACUUUCAAAACUGGGGACUUCUGAAAGUAAAAUAUCUCUAUCACGUACAUCAGUUCUUGACGACAUUGGGAGGAUCAAGAGCGCGUACGUUGACUUAUGUGAAAUGUGUGAAGAUAUUGUGAGUUUUUAUGGAAUACCCGUGUUGAUUGACAUUAUUGUCACUUCUCUUAAAACUAUUUAUAAUUUAUAUUACAUUAUUUUAAUCUUUCUCGACUUCCGAGAGACUGACAAUAUAAUGUAUCUCUGUGUAUUAAUUUCACUAUGGUACAAUUUUGUAUUUACGGUAUUAGCUACCAAUGUCUCAAAAAUAAUGAAACAGGUAUGCGACAAUAAUUUAAGAGUGAAAAUUAACUUUCAACGAUAAAAUUUUAUUAAUUUGUGCAUUGCCACUGUUUUCAGAAUAAAAAGACGGCUAUGAUCAUAAAUUUGCUUUCGGAUCGAUAUGCAAUGGAUGAGGAAAUAAAACAAAAAUUGACUCAGUUUGCAAGAGACCACUGGCAUUUGACUGUUGAAUUCACCGCUUGUGAUAUCGUACCUCUAGACCGUACCCUUCUAGCAAUAAUCAACGGUACGAUUGCAACGUAUUUGGUUAUUGCGGUACAAUUCCGUAUCAGCGCAAUUCCUGAUUAAUAAAUUUAAUAAAUAUUCGCUAAAGUGUUUUCACCAGUAUUAAAAUCUUUGUCAGUUUGUUGUUAAAAAAAUUUUUACUUGAUAUAUGCAACAGUAUGUUGAGUAAUUAAUAACCAAAAUAACUAUUUUAUU
Molecule: messenger RNA, 2216 nt
Organism: Microplitis mediator
Lineage: Eukaryota; Metazoa; Arthropoda; Insecta; Hymenoptera; Braconidae
Exons: 4
Coding region: 796-1818 (340 amino acids)
Biological process (GO): sensory perception of taste
Cellular component (GO): membrane
Source: RefSeq, a predicted model, not a curated record